Molecule: messenger RNA, 1803 nt
Organism: Exserohilum turcica Et28A
Lineage: Eukaryota; Fungi; Ascomycota; Dothideomycetes; Pleosporales; Pleosporaceae
Exons: 5
Coding region: 1-1803 (600 amino acids)
Biological process (GO): DNA-templated transcription
Cellular component (GO): nucleus
Molecular function (GO): DNA binding; zinc ion binding
Source: RefSeq, a predicted model, not a curated record
AUGAAGGUCGACGUCAAGCGCUCCACGCCCCAGCCCUCAACCAGCCCCGGCGCCUCGACCAGCACCACGCAGGGCGAUGCGCCGCCCAAGAAAAAGCAGAAGCGCAACAAGCCCACGCUGAGCUGCGAGGAGUGCGUCGAGCGCAAGACAAAGUACUCUGAGAUCGCCAAUCUGAUUGCUUCUUCGGCCGACAAGGCUGCCGGUGCCGCGCGCAGUGCCACGGCCCGCUCCAAGAAGACCUGUUCCAAACCUCAACUUCACCUUGGCACCCACCCCCAACAUGGCAAUGCCAAGCCUUACCGCAGUGUCUCGCUGUCCUCGACGGGCUCCUCGCCCUUUCUGCUGUCCAACAUCCCCUACUCCAACCACACGCCCGCUCCCUUCUUUGGCCUCGGCUCCGAGCAUCCCUUUGCCAACUACUGGACCAGCCGCGGCGGCCUGGCCGAGGUCGUCGGGGUCCUGCCAGCAAAGGAGCAGGCCGACAUCCUCGUCGACAAGUACUUUGAUGCCGUCGAUCCCGUCUACCCCAUGGUCCACCGCAGGAACUUCUAUGCCGACUAUGAGCGCUUCUGGUCCCUGCCCCUCGAGGAGAAGCACACGGCCGAUCCUGUCCUGGUAGCCCUUCACUUUGUCGUCUAUGCCAUGGGCACCCAGUUCAUACAUACCACUGACAACCGCGAGCACGCCCAGAUUGCAGAGUUCUACAUCUCGGCAGCCCAGCAGGCCCUGCGCAUAUCGUCGUACCUCAGCCGUGCUUCGGUCAGAACGCUGCAGGCCAUGGUGCUGAUCGGCUACUUUUUGAUGAACGACAACCAUGCUUCUGAUGCUUGGGCCUUUGGCGGCGUCCUGGUCCGCCAGGCCUAUGCCAUGGGCCUGCACCGUGACCCUGACACGAUUGCCCCCCGCUGCUCCCGAAGCGACAAGCAGCAACGGCGGAAGCUCUGGCAGGCCAUCUUCUUCCAGGACACGUUUCUUACCGUUCUUCUCAAGCUCCCGCCAACCACUGUCUUCUCCGACAUACAGCCAGAGUCUUUGAGUGAUGAUCUUGACGACUACAUUCCCAAUGCCUCUUCGAGUAAUGGCGCUACCGAUCCCGUCAUAAACCCCAUGAGCAUCAGCAACAUUGCCUCGAACCUUGAUCUCUACCCUCCCUAUGAGCUUUCAGACCGACGCUACAUCCGCUCCAUGUGGCACAUGGCUAAUCUUGUCUCCCGCACCGUCUGCGUCCCACGCUCGCUAUCAACACCUUUGACUACCUCUGCUGCCCAAAAAUCCGAGCUUGUAAGCGAGUACUUUGCCUUGCACAGCAGCUUUCCAGUCGAGCUCACUGCAUCUGACGAAGCCACCAUACGAGCCAUGGCCGAGCAAAAUCCACGUGGCUUGAGACAAAAUCUCUUUUUUCGAAGUAAUUUCUGGCAUUGCGUCAUGGCUAUCCAGGCCGACGAGAACCCUGCCGAGGGAGUCUCGUGCGAUGUCAAAGGCGCGCUGGACGCGGCUAGAAUGGCCUUGCAAUCUUUCUUCCAUUUCUGGGAAUACCUCCGAAUCGACGCGAGCGUGUGGUGGGUGUUUCAGCAUCGUGCUUUUGAGGAAGCGCUCCUCAUGGCCCGCAUCCUCGGUCAACAAGCACGACCCCUUUCCCCCACGCAAUCCGGCCUCCCUCCUUCCUCAGAUCCCCUGCUCAAGGAAGCAAAAAACGAUGCGCGCAAAUGCCUCGAAAUCCUCGACGUGGUCGGCAUUGCCCCUGAGAUGCAGAAGACGAGGACUGAAGUCCUCAGGACGGCGUUUGCGGAUAUUCUGUGGUAA